This is a messenger RNA of Limulus polyphemus (Atlantic horseshoe crab), 661 nucleotides long. RefSeq lists its product as uncharacterized. The record is from RefSeq and is a predicted model, not a curated record. The transcript has a single exon. Bases 125 to 661 code for a protein of 178 amino acids. Lineage: Eukaryota; Metazoa; Arthropoda; Merostomata; Xiphosura; Limulidae.
AACAGAGAAACUGAAGCCCAACGAACCUAACAGCCUGUGGGAUCUUCUGAGGAGCGAUGAUAUUCUUGAAAAGAUUUCACUGGAUGACUACAUAAGGAAUAUAUUGGAGAAUUUUCGGGAAGAUAUGAGAACUGGCAUUGAUAGUCUAAAAAUCCCGAUAUUAGAUCCAUUAAGCCUCCCAGAGGCUGUGAUUAACGUCAGCGAAGACAUUGCCAAAGUCAAAACCGUUUUUCAAAACUUAGUCAUUAAAGGAAUGUCUUACUUCUAUCUGGAGCAACUGGCCACUAGUCUUAAGUAUUUAAGCCUUAGCUUCUCAAUAACACUUGAAGAUUUAGUUGCUUCUGGGUAUUAUGAUUUAGAUGGCUUAAUUAUUAGCUUCAUUCCACUUCGGGGAAAUGGGUCGUGCAUGGUGCAAGUCAAGAACGUGACUCUUUCGGCUACUGCAUCCCUGGAAACCACUGAAAACGGCAAGCUACAACUGGCUAACGAUUUUGAUGUCCUCGUCUACUUCGAUUCUGUUCAGCUGGAUUUUGAGAACCUACUGGGAGGAGGAAAGUGGACAGAGGUUAUACAAAAAGUUGUAAACAAGAUGGCUAACUCACUCUUUGAGGAUGCUUCUUACAAAAACGAUACCAUAUUAACAAGGAUAAAGCGUGCUUAA